ACACAAUCCCCCAGCGCGUCGCAACAGAAAUUCCCCAAUCCCCUCGCCCACGCAAUCCCCACCACCACCUACUCCAAAAUCUCCCAUGGCGCCCAAGGCCGAGAAGAAGCCGGCGGCGAAGAAGCCAGCGGAGGAGGAGCCCGCGGUCGAGAAGGCCGAGAAGGCCCCCGCGGGGAAGAAGCCCAAGGCCGAGAAGCGGCUGCCGGCGGGGAAGACCGCCGCCAAGGAGGGCGGCGUCGACAAGAAGGCGAAGAAGAAGUCCAAGAAGAGCGUCGAGACCUACAAGAUCUACAUCUUCAAGGUGCUCAAGCAGGUGCACCCGGACAUCGGCAUCUCCUCCAAGGCCAUGUCCAUCAUGAACUCCUUCAUCAACGACAUCUUUGAGAAGUUGGCCGGUGAGUCCGCCAAGCUUGCCCGCUACAACAAGAAGCCCACCAUCACCUCCCGGGAGAUCCAGACCUCCGUCCGUCUCGUCCUCCCCGGUGAGCUCGCCAAGCACGCCGUGUCCGAGGGCACCAAGGCCGUCACCAAGUUCACCUCGUCUUAAGUUUGCUUUUGGUAGCCUUGAUCCCUGUGGUGGAUCUGUUUAUCUAGGAAAAUGAGUAGUAUUAGUUAUUUGUGGAAAUCAAUGGACGAUGGUCGCUAUCAUGUAUUGUUCUUCUUUGUAAGAAAGAAACUUCAGUGCUGAUGCUUUUGCCUGUUGCGUUUCAGAUAUGUUCUGAUCUCUGUGUACUGCUGUGAAUGUGUUCCCUCUAUGAUUAUAUAUGAUUCUCUGGAACUUUGCUUU
Molecule: messenger RNA, 787 nt
Organism: Brachypodium distachyon (stiff brome)
Lineage: Eukaryota; Viridiplantae; Streptophyta; Magnoliopsida; Poales; Poaceae
Product: histone H2B.1
Exons: 1
Coding region: 86-547 (153 amino acids)
Biological process (GO): nucleosome assembly
Cellular component (GO): nucleosome
Molecular function (GO): structural constituent of chromatin; DNA binding; protein heterodimerization activity
Source: RefSeq, a predicted model, not a curated record